Messenger RNA from Ascochyta rabiei, 2079 nucleotides. RefSeq lists its product as uncharacterized. Bases 1 to 2079 code for a protein of 692 amino acids. Gene Ontology annotation, molecular function: ATP binding; protein kinase activity. NCBI's taxonomy places the organism in Eukaryota, Fungi, Ascomycota, Dothideomycetes, Pleosporales, Didymellaceae. Gene Ontology annotation, biological process: protein phosphorylation. The transcript has a single exon. The record is from RefSeq and is a predicted model, not a curated record.
AUGACUGCAAGGACGCUAACAAACGUGGUCAACGACCAAACGGUAGCGUUGAAUGCCAUGAUAUAUGGCUAUGCCGGCCACUCACUCGUUACACCCCACGCUGCGCUUCAGCAGAUCUGGUGGACCGACGAGAGAAUCAACGAGAAGGUCACAAAGGACUUUGUUACUUCGCGCCUGCAGCCCCGCGAAAGGGAACGCCUAACUCAGCCUGUGGGUUUCGGCGAUUUGUCAGACGACACCUACUUGGAAUGGAUCCUAGAGAAGGCCCGACGCCUGUUUCUCGUACUGGCUGAGAUCGGUGAAGCAGAUGGCAUAUUCGCCGUGGUCGAUCGAUCGUGGGACGAUGAUGACCUGCCGCUAGAGAUGGACGACAUCGAGCAGCUGGCGCUUUCAAACAGACGCGACGAACAUGCUAGUGCCCGCUUCUACUCCACACAGUUCACCUUCCUCCUGCGAGAACUCCAAAACGGUGUGCACAUAGACUACGCGCCAAACGAGGAGGUUCCGUUGGAGUACGUCAUGGGUCUUCCACCUGCAGCUAGCCUCCAAAACUGGUCGCGUGUGCACCUGCCGAGAAGACCCAAAGAUGUUUACGUCCGGAGGAAGUUUGCUUUGGGAAACCCAGAGUCGUCGACCGCUUUGGAAUCCGUCUUCAUGAUGGACGUAGAGAGCGCUCGCAUGAUUGAGCAUGAUCACAUCGCUCCUGUGUGGGCUUCCUAUACAGCCAAAGGCACCGGCUAUGUGCUGACCAGCUUUGUCGGGCAACAUACUCUCCGCACUUUCAUCGACCAUCGAGAUCCAAUCCAAUAUAGGAAGCUACCCAAACCAGAGAGGAGAUGGCUCCUACUGAACUGGAUGCAUUGCUUGGUGGAUGCGGUUGCGACUCUGCACCAGAAUGGAUUCUGCCACUCCGCGAUACGACCAUCGAACAUCAUCAUCGACGACCGCAAUGCCAUUGCAUUUAGUGAUAUCAGUAGCCUCGAGACGUUCCAAAAAGACAAGAGACCGGAUCCAACAGACGCAUACAUCUACAGCGCGCCAGAGACACAGUCGACACAACCCGCCCUUGAUUCUUUGGACCCAAAGGCUCCAGCGCCAACUUCGGUUCCUUUCAACACACGAACCUCUGUCACAAGCAAAAGCUCAGCAAGAUCGUCCAAUAGCAGCAGUUCAUUGGGAAGGAAGCUAUCCAAGGCCUCGACCAACGACCUCGGUGCGUUUAAUUUUGGAUUCCGGCGGACCAAACCAGCUCUAAAGCCACGAUCAAGAGUUCAUGAAACCGAACAAGCGGACAUGUUCUCGCUUGGCUGCGUCUACCUAGAGAUUGUGACCUUUAUGCUGAAGAAGAAGCCUCACGAAUUCGUCAAGCAUCGUUCCACCAAGCAAAGGACCAACUCAGGCGGCAAAAGCGGCCGGACAGAUUCGUCUUACCACUUCAAUCUGGGAAAGGUGGAGAGUUGGAUGAACAUCCUUGAAAAAGCGUCUUGCGAGCACGACGAGGAUGCUUUUCGCGCGAUCCCGCACAUCCUGACGUUGAUACGCAGCAUGUUGAGUGCGACUCCAGCUGCUCGACCGACGGCUCGAAGCGUUCGCGAUGAACUGCUUGAGAUCUUGAAUGCCUACACUACCAUUCCGGAUGUGCAUUGUGGAGCGCACAAACACGACUUUGGAUUCAGUCGAUCAUCGACCUCCGGAUCUGAUCGAGCAUUGAGUGUAACGUCGCUGCGAACGAUAUCGACAAUGAGCUCCGGAUCAGAUGCAGACACCAUACGUCUGUCAACCUCUUCCAUGACUCGAGUGAACUCCGUUGUCAACUCUUACUCCGACCGUAUGACCCUUGCAGGAAUCUCGGAAGACGACAGUGCUUCGAUACGCACAAUGGAAACCUUUUUGCCCACUUCUUACAACCGCACACCCCGACUUCCCCCGUUAGUCAGCUCAUCGGGCUCACCAACGGCAACAAGAACCCCGACUUCUCCUCGUUCUUCGGAGCCACCAUCAAGUCCAUCGAGUCCAUUAAGAUCCAACUCGUCAACACAGAAGAAAUCUUGGAAAGGAUCUUUCUUCCGCAUGCCUUGA